CCGAGGUCUACACGCUGUCACGCGCACGUGCUCAUCGCGAGGCCACCCGCUCCGCCGCCUCCAUUUCGUCGCCGUCGCCGUUGCCGUCGCCGCCGCGGCGGCGUCUCUCUCCUCCGCGUGGGCUGCUCUGCUUCGUUUCCGCGGCGGAGGCGGGGCGGGGCUGGGCCUGUCGGCCAGGGACAGGGAGCCAGGGAGGUUGCCGCUCAUGGAGAUGGAAGAUAGCGGUCGCGGCGUCGUGGGCGCCGGGAAGCGCGGCGUCGCGGAGACCUUCUCCAGGCUCCGGGAGCAGGGCAAGACUGCAUUCAUUCCAUUCAUCACCGCCAGUGACCCUGACUUGGCAACCACAUCGAAAGCGUUGAAGAUCCUUGAUUCCUGUGGUUCAGAUGUGAUUGAGCUGGGUGUACCUUACUCGGAUCCGUUGGCUGAUGGGCCGGUUAUUCAGGCUGCAGCAACGCGUGCUCUUAAGAAAGGCGCUACAUUUGAUUCCGUCAUAGCUAUGCUCAAGGGGGUUAUACCUGAGUUGUCUUGUCCAAUAGUUAUCUUCACAUACUACAACCCAAUUUUAAAGCGCGGAGUGAGUAACUUCAUGGCUAUCAUUAAACAAGCCGGCGUACAUGGUCUUGUAGUACCUGAUCUUCCUUUGGAAGAGACAGCGCUGUUGAGGAAUGAGGCUGUCAUGCAUGGCAUAGAGCUGGUGCUGCUUACAACACCAACCACACCAACAGAGAGGAUGAAGGAGAUUGCAAAAGCUUCAGAAGGAUUUAUUUAUCUUGUAAGUUCUGUUGGAGUUACAGGUGCACGCUCAAAUGUAAAUUUGCGUGUUGAGUACCUUCUUCAGGAGAUCAAGAAGGUUACAGACAAACCUGUUGCUGUUGGCUUUGGCAUAUCGACUCCAGAGCAUGUAAAGCAGAUUGCAGGCUGGGGAGCAGAUGGUGUGAUCAUCGGCAGCGCUAUUGUUAGACAGUUAGGAGAGGCUGCUUCACCUGAAGAAGGGUUGAAAAGAGUAGAAGAGUAUGCCAAGAACAUGAAGGCUGCUAUGCCUUGAGAUGAGCGGUUCCAUGCCUCCACCCAUGCAAGCCAACAAGAAGAUGAAUAAUAAAGAAGGUAGCUCAGAAACUGUCUGAAAUAGCUGUCCCAGAAUUGCAUCUCCAAUUUUGUAAGUUCAUAAAUAAAAUCCAAUGAACAUUUAUGGAGUAGUAGUAUAUCAGGAGAAAUUAAUAUGCAGAACAUAUUAGGCUCUUUUUGUAAGAUCCAAUCAGGAGUUGUGUCAUGCCAUCAAUUCUGGGAAACAUCGUGUUAAUCCUUUUGCAGGCUGAAAAGACAGCGAUUGGAAUGAGUUAUCCCAUAUUCCUAUUCCUGUGGGGAUAGGAGGCAACACAUCAAGGACGGAUAAGGCCUGGAUGAUUUCCAUGGCUGACUGGAGAUUAUGCCGUCUGAAUCCAUCAUCUCUUGUCCAUGGAUGAGGCAGCACAACGGCUGCGCUGAAAGCGACUUUGCCUUCAGAUUUCCUCCCCUAAUUGCCCAAGUUCUCCAGGAAGACUGCAAUUUGCAGGGGUCACUUGUCUUUCAAAAUGAUCCCCAUGGUCCCAGAUGCUGACACUUUUCUUCCAGUUCUCCAUAACGAAUUAAACCCAUAUAUAUUCAUACACUUCUUCUAUGCUUUUUCGAGGGGAAAGGGAUACACUUCUUCUAUGCUUAUCAUCAUCAUCUAGCUAUGACAUGUUCUUGACUGGAAAUCUGGAAUCAAAAUGAACCAAGUGGUUGGUUGGCGGGCUACCUUGUCAAGUCAGAAUGAAAGAGAUUAAGCAUAUCUGAAUUCCAGGGACAGUGUAACAUUGGAACAAGCAGUGUAACAUAAGCAAGUAUAGUUGAAUUGGUCUUGUCAAUUUAGCAGCUGUGCAUUAGCGAGCAAACAGCUAUACUAAUUUGCAUGUUACUCCCUGAUGGCAUGAUCUGUAAUAACUGGAAUUAGCCAUGAAAAAGUGAUGUUCUGUAGCCA
This is a messenger RNA of Oryza sativa Japonica Group (Japanese rice), 1999 nucleotides long. RefSeq names its product tryptophan synthase alpha chain. Gene Ontology annotation, molecular function: tryptophan synthase activity. Gene Ontology annotation, cellular component: cytosol; chloroplast. The record is from RefSeq and is a predicted model, not a curated record. Gene Ontology annotation, biological process: L-tryptophan biosynthetic process. NCBI's taxonomy places the organism in Eukaryota, Viridiplantae, Streptophyta, Magnoliopsida, Poales, Poaceae.